AUGUCUCUAUCUCCCUUUCCCUCUCUAUUACUGUCUAUGUAUCUUGUUCUCUCUCCCUUUCCCUCUCUAUUACUGUCUAUGUAUCUUGUUCUCUCUCCCUUUCCCUCUCUAUUACUGUCUCUGUAUCUUGUUCUCUCUCCCUUUCCCUCUCUAUUACUGUCUAUGUAUCUUGUUCUCUCUCCCUUUCUCUUUCUAUUACUGCCUAUGUAUCUUGUUCUCUCUCCCUUUCUCUCUUUAUUGCUAUGUAUCUCUCUCUCCCCCUUUCCCUCUCUAUUACUCUCUAUGUAUUUUUCUCUUCCUUUCUUUCUCUAUUACUCUCUAUGUAUCUCUCUUCCUCUCUGUAUUGCUCUAUAUGUAUCUCUCUCUCUCCCUUUCCCUCUCUACUGCUGUCUGUGUAUCACUCUCUUUCCUUUUCCCCUCUCUAUUGCUGUCUAUGUAUCUCUCCCCUCCUUCUCUCUCUCUCUCUUGCAGGUAAAACUUCCAUGGUUCCCCUUUCCUUUUUUAUUUUGUUUCAUUUUGUCUGUCUUUCUUUCUUCUGCUCUUUCAAGUAGUCUGUCUCUCUCUUUCACAAUUAAUCUCUUUUUAUCUCUCUCUCAAGCAGUCUUGUCUCUUUCUAUCUUUCACUCUCUUUCUCAAGGAAUCUGUCUCGUUCAUUCAUCUCUCUCUCUUUCUGUUUCUCAAUUUUGUCUUUCUUUCCAUCUCUCACUCAAGCAAUCUUGUCCCUCUUUGUCACUAUUUCUCUUUUGUCCCUUCAAUACUUGA
Acanthosepion pharaonis is the source of this 762-nucleotide messenger RNA. The record is from the annotation of a GenBank genome assembly. Lineage: Eukaryota; Metazoa; Mollusca; Cephalopoda; Sepiida; Sepiidae.